Ornithodoros turicata is the source of this 1077-nucleotide messenger RNA. RefSeq lists its product as uncharacterized. Bases 90 to 1013 code for a protein of 307 amino acids. The transcript is spliced from 8 exons. Lineage: Eukaryota; Metazoa; Arthropoda; Arachnida; Ixodida; Argasidae. The record is from RefSeq and is a predicted model, not a curated record.
AUCGUUACAGGUGUGGCGUGCAGUCGCAGAUUGCGUGAACAAAUAUGUGACUGGGAUUACUACAGUUGGAACGGGACUGCUGCGGAACCAUGCAUCACAGUGUGUAUGCAGUUCUCUGCUGGACAUUGGUCGUCCAGGUAGCGCCGACUCUCGCAUAUUCGAUUGACUGGGACACACAACCAGGCCGGAGGAAGCCCUUCGCUUUACCCGUGACAGGAUGCAUGGAAAAUCGGCUUCUGAGGAUGCGUAUCGAAUGCGAGCGGAUUCUGGAGGAUGUGGAAUUGAGGCGAGCUGAAAAAGACCAAGCCGAAGCGUGCAGGAAUUUACGCAAAUACAGCACCUGCAUCGAUAGGUCUCUGUCUUCCACAAAAUGCCGACGUGAUCGGUAUGUUUUUGGCAGAGAAGUGGACCGCCGGAAGAGACAGCUCAGGACAUAUAACUGGGAUUGUCAAAUGAACAUUCAAAGCUACGACUAUGUUAUGUGCGAUGGUAAGACCCUCUUGAAUCGUCAUCUUGCCUGCGGAACCACCUUUGACAGGGCUAUCGUUAACCUCAACUUCCAGUUAGAAGUAGAUAAGGAGAAACUCUGCGAGUCCCUGACUGAGUACAAGCACUGUGUGACGCCACUGAUAAAGAAUGACGCGUGCUCCGGAAACAAGGACCUCAUCAGUCGCAUGCUGCACUUCUCAAAGGCAGUCGUCGGGGAGUACACCUUGGAAUGCAAGACUAUGGCUAUGAAACACAUGAUGGAAGAACAGCAAGCGGAAGAGCCAAACUGUCAGCAGGAAGACCUCCGAAACAAAGUAAUCACCUGUCAGCAGGAGUCUUACCGUAUCAUAAGAGCCAGGGAUAUCCACGCCGACACGGACAUAUGCGAGGAACUUGACCUUUUGAAAGUGUGCAUCGAGAACUCGCUGAAGGAGACCAGCUGCACGAGGGACAAAACGUCGAAAGACAUCGCCAAGGACACGAUGGAGGAGUCGUAUGGCAGAUACAAUGUUAGAUGCCGCUGAGAUGCCAUCAGCUUCAGCCAGUUCCGAAACAACAAGACUUCAGAAUAAAUAUCUUAUUACCAAG